UUUGUUGUUGUUGUUGUUGUUGUUGUGUGUGACAACGUGAGGGCCGUGUGAUUGUGAUUUCUGGUGGUGUGUGCGUGUGUUUGCGCACAUCCAGCUGCGAAGGAAGCAAAAACAGCAAAACCACACCCUCCCUGCCUUACAGCAAAGGCAGCGGCCUUGCCCCCACCCUCAACAGAGCGCCCUGCUGGCUGGAAACCACACCCACCACAAGAACCCCCCUCCAUCUCACGCUCAGUAAUCAAGCGCGCUCAGGCUUGUGCCGUUGCUGUUGCUGCCUCAAAGCAAAACGGCUCCAACCCAGCAACCAACCAGGCACAGCAAGGCAUGAGACAGCGCGUUUUGAACACAGCAGCCGCGUGCGGCGCUGUUCCAACAACCACGCUGCCACACACAGGCACACACAACACAAGCAGCAGAAGGAACAGCAGCACAAGAAGAAGAAGAACAAGAAGAAGAAGAGCUGUGCUGCAACACAAGCAACAGGCACCCUGUAGCAGCCCACGCCGACGCAACAACACCCAGCACCCAGACGACGAUGCGUGUGCCACUUCCUCUGCUGCAACAACCACAACCACCACUGUACACGGCGUGGCGCAGCGCGCGCGGCUGGUGCUGGUGUGCUGCGCCGUGUUCCUUGCCACCACCGUCCUGCUGUCGCACGGCGACGUGGCACGGGGCCAAACACAGUCGUGCACGACAGCCACGCAGUGCGGCAUCAGCCAGGAGUGCGUGGACAGCACAUGCUGCGACCUCCCGACGUGGACAUCGUGGACCUCGAGCGGUUCCUGCGACGCCGUGUGCGCGUCGGGAAUCAACGGAACCCGGCCAGAGUCGCGGGACUGCAUCUAUCUGGGCAGCAACCCCUGCAACGCCAGCGCCGUGUCGCUAACCCCAGGCAACCAGUGCAACUUCACCAGCGUGGGCACAACGCAGACGCGGCACCUGGUGUGCGAGCCCGAGCCGUGCUGCGCGGUGGACUCGACGUGGACCGCGUGGUCCGGCUGGUCCCAGUGCUCCGUCACGUGUGAAAACGGCUUGGAGACGCGCACCCGCACGUGCCAGGCGGCGUCCUGCGGCGGCGCGGAGGGCUGCGACGGGCAACCCGUGGGCACCGUCGACCAGGACACGCGCGUGUGUACCAUCAACCAGUGCUGCCCUGUUGACGGGUUUUGGAAGUACACGAGCUGGUCCGAGUGGAGCCGGCCCUGCGGGGAACGCAACCGCACGCGGGAGGCCACAGAGUGCACCGCCAGCUGCUUCGGCACGUGCGGCGACCCCGUCCUUGUCGAGACGGAGAUUGUCGACUGUGGCGACACGACGACCACCACUGAGGCGCCGACGACGACUGCUGCGCCGCUGGGGUCCAUUGUGGUGGUGACGAGUGUCGAGGGCGUGACGCCGCCGUGGACCAGCAGCAUGCGCUCCAGCUACCGCUCGUUCAUCUCCAACCAGCUCUCCUUGGAGGUCGGCCGCCUCCCCGCCAGCGACUAUGGCCUACUGACAGAGCAGCUCUCCGAAUCGCCCUCUGCCGUGUUCCGCACGCGCAUCACGCCAGACAGCGAGGCGGAUGUGACCCUGCUGUAUUGUGGCGCCGUCUCGUUUACGAACAGCACUGCGUCCAUGCAGGACCUGCAGCGGCUUGGGAGCGCCUUUACCGAUGCGACCUUGUCCCUCACCAGCACUUCCGGCUGCACCAACUGCACCUGCACCUCCUUCUCAUCUCAACGUGCGGCCGGGUCCACGAGCGCAUCGUCAGACACGGCGGUCAUUGUUGGCGGUGCCGUUGGCGGCGGUGUCGGGCUCCUCAUCAUCGUCGCAGCGCUAGUGCUGCUCGUUCGCUCACGCAGCAAGGACAAGACUCAAACGGACAAUGUGGAUGGAAAAAGUGACUUUGAACACGAGCCGCAGGCGACAAAACGUGACGAACACGUUUCACCGCCCCGCAGCUCCCUCUUCACCUCAAACCCCAGCGCCACAUACGCGCACCACCACGAUCAUCCUCAUCAUCAUCAUCAACACCACCACCACCAGCACGAGCGCGGGCGUGCGGACGGCGUGGGCAGCGGGUUUGAGGACUACGUGUAUGGCGAUGCGACGUCGCGCCCGUCCAUGAUCAACAACGUGGUGUACGACAUCCGGGAGACGGAGCUCGGGCAUACGCCGGAGUACAGCCGCCUGCGCCGCCAGCGCACGGCAGAGAGCGAGAAGCUCGAGCCGCCCGUGGUGCUGCACGAGGGCACCGACGGGUCCCACCUGGUGCUGGUGCGCACGGAGCCGGGGGUGUACACGGUGGCGCGGCCGCUGCAGCCCAAGGAGCUCGGCGCCAUGCACCACGCCAUUGUCGUGCGCAAACCAAAGGGCGGGUAUGUGCUGCUGAAGCGGAACCAGGGCCAGGCGUACCAGGCCGUGCGGUCGGCGACAACGGAGGACGAGGUGAUGGUGGUGGACACGCUCAUGGGCAAGCCCGUGCUGCUGCUGGGGGACGACGCAGGCAGCAUGCAGACGGUGACGCUGUUUGAUCGCAUUGACGUGGGCGCCAUCCUGCCGCGCGCCGACGACCACGACGACAGAGACCUGACCAUAUUCUGCAUUGGCGCCGUUCGGCCCGCACACCCCGGUGACGGCGGCCACGGCAGUGACGGCGACGACGCGGGAAAGGGCAACAUGCAGAAGGCGAACAAUAACAAAACGAAGAAGAAGAAGAAGAGCAGUGGCAACUUCAACGGCGGGUUGAGCAAUGCCAGCAGCAUGGGCAGCAUUGACAGCAUUGGCGGCUUCAGCGAUGCGCAGCACGCCAACGGCAAGCGGGUGUCCUCCGCCUCCUCCUCGGCGUCCACGGCCGGCGCGGCCACCGCGGCGCAGUCAUCAGCGCCGCCGGACCUGUACUGCUUCCGGCUGGUGCGCAUGCGCUCUGUGCACUUUCGGCUGGAGCCCAUGCGGCGGCCCGCGGUGCUGCCGGCAGACCUCUCCAUCGUGCUCAAGACGCGACCCGAGCCGCUGCACCUGCAGCAGCUGGGCGCGGACACAUAUGUGCGCGUGGAGACGGACGACCUCGGAGAGGACGGGCUGCCGCUGACGCUGCCGUCGUCGUGCUUCAAGGAGGUGCUGAGCAAAGUGGUGCAGCUUGAGCCGCAGUUUGGGGCGGGGCAGGCGGCGCAGGACGCCAAGCGGCUGGUGACGCUGCUCAAGCAGGACCGCGCCCACGACCGAUAUGUGGUGAUGGAGAAGAACCCUGGCGGGCAGUACCGCCGAGCAGAGGUUGGCUCGCAGCGGGAGAACAUGUACGUGACGGUGGAGACGCAGGACGGGCGCUACUUUGACCUGCACCGCGCCGACGACGGGUACACGCAGGUUGACGACGAUGGCGUGGGCGGCGGCGGCGGGCGGGCGCCAGACGAGUCGCUGACGGAGCUGGACAGCACGGCGUUUGACGGCGGGUACAUCUCGCUCCUGCGCAGCGACGACGGCGUGUACGCGGUGCUGUGCAAGGAGAACGAGAGCGACCCCGUGUAUGUGCGGGCGGACACCGGUGCGGAGUACAUGACCUCUGAGGAGCUUGCACGCCGCUCCCGCGCGUCCUCCGUCGCCAACGCAGACGUGGCCGACCCGCGCGACUUCCCCUCCACGCCGCGCCAGCAGCCGGCCGAGGCGUGGUCGCCCGUCUCUCAGCCCGCACCGCGGCGGGACCCGGCCAGCGAGUUUGCCCAGUACGUCUCCCGCAGCUCAAUGGCGUCGCCAUCGCCAGGGCAGCCGCGCGGAUCACGCGCCGUGUCGCGCACCCAGCAGCAGCAGCAGCAGCAGCAGCAGCAACAGUCGGACGGUAGUGACACUGGUGGUCGGGUGGCGCAGCGAAGAAACACACCCAUGGUGGCUGGUGUUGGGCACCACCACCGCCGCCACCGCUCACCGGCCUCCAACCCUUAUCAAGCACGUCGGCAGCAACAGCAACACCAGCAACACCAGCAACACCAGCAACACCAGCAACAAGGGCUUGGCGCAUAUGGGCGAUCGCCUGGCCCCAUGUCAGCGUUUGAUGAUCCUGGCUUCGGCAAUGAGCAAGGUGCGGAGUUGCUUGCAGGCAACAAUGGCCGCGUGUCCCUUGAUUCGCGCGUCUCUGUCGGCUACAUUGACGUGUACGGUGAUGAUGAUCAGCGAGCGGGUGUGCCGUCACGCCAGCCGCCCACGCCUCCAAGCGCAGGGUACCGCCCGCACAUGUCCCAGCGAGGCCGUGGUGGGCGCGGUGGUGGGCGCGGUGGUGGUCGUCGCGGGGCCCGCCCGUCCAGGUUUGCCAACCAGCCGUUUGUUCCGCGGCACUCCAUCAUUGCGGAGGAAGCUGGUGGCGACUACGAGGAGAUCCCAGCUGAGCAGCAGCAGCGAGGUGAUGGCUCAGGUGGUGCAUACGGUGGCGGCUAUGGUGGACGAGCACAGGCAGCAACACGGGCGCCGCAGAUGGCGCCACAACAGCAGCCGCCGCAGCAGCAGCCACGCCGAACAAGCCAGGCUACACAUGUUCCUGCGGACAUGGACGCCGUGGAGGCGCAGCAGCUGCUACAGCGGCCUGGUGUGGCAGAGGGAAGCUUUGUGCUGCAGCGGGUAAACGCGCACACGGUGUGGGCGCAUGUGCUGGCACAGGGGGCGCCGCGCAUAAUCCAAGUUGUAGUUGAUGUUGGUGCACCUGGCGUGCGAACGGACGGCCCAAGCAAAGUGGUGACACCGAGCGUUGCUGCGUUUGUGGACACCUUUAGCGGGCCCCAGCCAGCCAACAGCCCCGUACCUCACCCGCUCACGCGUGACAUGACGCCCCGCUCCUUCUGACACCUGGGUGUGUUGUGUUGUUUGGGUGUGUUGUGUUGUGUUUUGGAGGACUAUUGUGAAACAGAGACGUGCCGAGUGCGUGCUUGCAGGUUGUUGUGAUUCUUGUUUUGUUUUGUUGUAGUUGUUGUAGUUGUUGUUGUUGUUGUUGUUGUUGUUGUUUCGCGACCUCCCUAUGUGUGAUUCGAUGUGUGUGUGUGUGUGUGUGUUGGUGCGCGCGUGUGUGUGUGUGUGUGAUCAUGUGUGCGUGUGUGUGAGCAUGUGUGCGUGUGUGUUGGUGCAGUUCAUGCACGCAAGCAAACGUCAGUCAAGACAAAGACAACCAAAC
Messenger RNA from Salpingoeca rosetta, 5140 nucleotides. RefSeq lists its product as uncharacterized. The record is from RefSeq and is a predicted model, not a curated record. The transcript has 4 exons. The coding region runs from base 325 to 4815 and encodes 1496 amino acids. NCBI's taxonomy places the organism in Eukaryota, Choanoflagellata, Craspedida, Salpingoecidae.